This is a messenger RNA of Syngnathus typhle (broad-nosed pipefish), 1715 nucleotides long. Its product is annotated as ras-related C3 botulinum toxin substrate 1-like. Lineage: Eukaryota; Metazoa; Chordata; Actinopteri; Syngnathiformes; Syngnathidae. The coding region runs from base 247 to 825 and encodes 192 amino acids. Gene Ontology annotation, molecular function: GTP binding; GTPase activity; protein kinase binding. The transcript has 6 exons. The record is from RefSeq and is a predicted model, not a curated record. Gene Ontology annotation, biological process: regulation of actin cytoskeleton organization; motor neuron axon guidance; establishment or maintenance of cell polarity. Gene Ontology annotation, cellular component: cytoplasmic vesicle; cell cortex; cytoskeleton.
UAAUCUCGACUCCAGUGUGUGUGUUUUUUUUUCUUCCUUGGGUGUUGCCUUCACUUUUCCAACUUUGGCUUGUCUGUCCAUCUCGUCUUGCCGUGUAAGCUUUGGGAGUGGGCCAAAUUACAAACAUCUCUUUCAUUAUCCAACUGUUUUCUAUUCAAGCGCUGUCACGUUCACGUUACCGUUUUUUAAAGGACUUGUUGAUUUUCGACCGGCUAAGCUAACUGAGCUAAGCAAGGAGCGCUCCCGAUGCAGGCCAUUAAGUGUGUGGUGGUGGGUGACGGGGCUGUGGGUAAAACCUGCCUGCUCAUCAGCUACACUACCAAUGCUUUCCCUGGAGAGUACAUCCCCACUGUUUUCGACAACUAUUCCGCCAAUGUGAUGGUGGACGGUAAGCCGGUAAACCUCGGCCUUUGGGAUACUGCGGGACAGGAGGACUACGACCGACUCAGGCCACUGUCCUACCCACAAACCGAUGUCUUUCUGAUUUGCUUCUCACUAGUUAGCCCCGCUUCUUUUGAAAAUGUCCGGGCCAAGUGGUACCCUGAGGUAAGACACCACUGCCCCAACACCCCCAUCAUCCUGGUGGGCACCAAGCUCGACCUGAGGGACGACAAGGACACCAUCGAGAAGCUCAAGGAGAAGAAACUCGGGCCCAUCAUUUACCCUCAGGGCUUGGCCAUGGCGAAAGAAAUAAGUGCUGUAAAGUAUCUCGAGUGUUCAGCUUUGACACAGCGCGGCCUUAAAACGGUGUUUGACGAAGCCAUCCGGGCGGUCCUCUGCCCACCGCCCGUCAAGAAAAGAAGAAGGAAGUGCAGCGUUUUGUAAACGCUGGAGCCUGGAAACGAUUGCCAUCCAAACUCGUCCAGCAACAUUAGAGUUUGUUGCCCUACUUUCCUGAUUGUUCUUUGUUUGUUUUUUGUUUUAUCAACACUCAUUAGACUAAAAAAAAGUCUUCUUUUUUUGUUGUUUGAUCAAGAGCAUCUUGGUCAUUUUCUAUUCAAUGUUUGGAUUAUGAAGUAAGACCUUUUGAAGAUAUUUUUACUUUAGUUAGAAAUUCCCGAGGCCUUCAUGACUUAACUCCAGAAGAGGAAGUAUUUUUCAUGUUUUGUUAAAUUGGGUUCAGCACGCCCCUAAAUCCACCUUCAGGCAGUGGUUAGACCACUUUUCAAUUCUCUUUUUUUAUUGUUCAAUUGCAAUCGAAGGACUGAUUGUUUACUAUCUGAUUUUAGAGUCAGCAAGCAGUAAAACAAUGCGUGAUUGCUGAUAAAGAUGCUUGCUGAGAAAUGACGCCAGAGAAAUGACUCGUGUUCUAACAGCCGUACGUGAUGCUCAGCACAAAAGUGAAGUCGUUCAUAUAAAAUCAGUAUUUUCAAUGCUCAUGCGGUUGUUUAUAGUGCAGAUUUUAUGACUUGAAUUUUAUUUUACCUUAGAUGCUUUCCCAACAAUUAACAUUUUCCAAGCUCUUUUUUUUUUCUUCUUGAGAUCCUCCCUGUUGCAUCAUGAGGAGCCAGUACAUACUACAUAUGUGAUCAUCAGCUGGCAUGUAACCUUUGAACGCGUUGUCGACACUACCCCACCCUGCUCCCCGCCCAAAUGAGCAAUGAUCAAGUUGACGUCUUGGCUUCAUGUUUCAGUGGAGCCUCAUUGUGCACACUUGGAUUUACAGUUAUGGUAUCAUUUCAUGUUUUAUAAGUAAAUAAAAUCCUCAAAAAUGA